Drosophila ananassae is the source of this 1299-nucleotide messenger RNA. RefSeq names its product allergen Tab y 5.0101. Lineage: Eukaryota; Metazoa; Arthropoda; Insecta; Diptera; Drosophilidae. The transcript is spliced from 3 exons. The record is from RefSeq and is a predicted model, not a curated record. The coding region runs from base 33 to 875 and encodes 280 amino acids.
CUAGUUCUAGUGCUUUCAGUCUGUGAAUAGAAAUGGAGCUUAGCUGGCUAAUAUCCGCAAUAACGCUCAGUAUCUUUGUAACUUCCUUUGGUGAAGCGCCGAAGACAGAUUACUGCCAUUUGCCCUAUUGUGGCGUGAACAACCUGCCUUGCAACAAUCAAGCACUAUAUAGCAAAGACUGUGCGCCAAACAGCAGAACUAUCUCAAUGCCUCAGUAUCGCCACAUAAUCUUGAAAAGGAUCAACGAGUUUCGCAACUUGACGGCCAGUGGUGGUCUGAAACUCCUUAAGGGUGCCGCACGUAUGUCUCGAAUGAGCUACUCUCUGGAACUGGAAGAAAUGGCCCGCCUGAUAGCCAUCACCUGCUCCGCGGAGAAGUUUUGUGUCGGAACGCCCGAGUUCUAUUAUGUGGGCAGUAUCCUCGAGGGCUACAUAUAUAAAGGCGACUUAAACCAAUACGAAGAUCUUGAGCUAAUGACGCGAAAGAUCGAAGAAUGGAUAAAGUAUUCUGCCAGCAUUAAUAUGAAAAUGGGGCUGUAUAUGCCAGCAAAAUUAGAAAACAGAAAUACUGCCAAGGCAGCCCUGUUGAUCGCCGCCCGCAACACCCACAUGGGAUGUGCAGCGAUGCGGUUCACCAUCGACCACCUUCAUCAUUUUAUACUUGUGUGUGCCUUUAGCACGGAUCUCUUUGUUAGGAAGCCUUUAUACCGGAUGUCCUUCAUUCCGGCCAGUGCCUGCAAGGAACAGGACAGAACUUAUGCGGCGCUGUGCGCGGUGGGAGAGGACUACGGAAAUGAAAAGUACAAGCCAGGAGCAGUGAUCUUCGAACCACCGUCUAACUUAUCAAAUAUUCCGACUACUAUAAUUCCAGCUUAGGAAGUUUAACUUAAUUUAAAAUUUUACUUUAAGUCGAAAUAAUAGAAAGUUUUAUUGUUGCGAUGGCUAGACAAAAGUACACGCCCAGAGAAACCCAAACAAAAUCAGAGCACAAAAACAAAUAGUUAACACCCCGACAUGGCGGGAGCAUUGGGAACAGACAUUCCAAAGCAGCCUCGAUAAUCACAGGACGCAUUUGCAUAUAAACACGCUUCCGGGCUGAUGUCCUUCGCAUGCAAAUGAAAACAUUAGCGAGGCACACGCGCAUCCGCAUCUACGAAAUGCAGAUACAGAGUCAGCGGCAGGGACAGCGACAGAUACAGAUACAAAUGACAUUCGUCGGUGUCGCCCCUUCCCUGCUUAAAUAUAUAUUUCAAUUAAAAUUUUACACACGAAUAAAUGCAAAGCCACGCCCAGCACAUUA